Schizosaccharomyces japonicus yFS275 is the source of this 1530-nucleotide messenger RNA. Its product is annotated as Noc2p-Noc3p complex subunit Noc2 family protein. Gene Ontology annotation, cellular component: nucleus. The record is from RefSeq and is a predicted model, not a curated record. The coding region runs from base 1 to 1530 and encodes 509 amino acids. Lineage: Eukaryota; Fungi; Ascomycota; Schizosaccharomycetes; Schizosaccharomycetales; Schizosaccharomycetaceae. The transcript has 2 exons.
AUGGGAAAGGCAUUAAAAUCAACCAAGAAGUUUAAUAAAAACUAUCUAAGAUCUACGCUUGAGCGCAGACAAAAUGAAGUUGAACACAACACAAAGGUCAAAGACUUUUCCAAAGAAGAUGUAACUCAACUGUAUCGUAGUCUGGAUUCCAAAAAGGCAAGCGUUGACGAUCAGCUAGUCGACGAAAGCAGUGAAAUCGAUUCAGAGGCAGACCUUAAUUCGUCUGACGAUGCGCAAACUGAACAAGAAUCAAAGUCUUUGGGUCAUCGUAUCAAGUCUUGCAGUGAGAAAGAAUUGGGUUCAAUAAUCGCUUAUUGUCAAGAAUUGUCUGGCACCAAGCAGGAAAAAUCCGCCUUGAAGGCACUUCCUCGUGAUGUGAAACAAUCUUUGGAUGAACAGACUUACACGGAACGUGGUGCUGUAGUUUUGUCUGCCCGUCUGCACUUAAUUGCGCAUCAACUGAAAAAUGUCACGGAAGACAACGGCCAAGAACUGUAUCAAUCCAUUUCAGAAAACUUGAAGAAAGUGAAAAGCUUUCCUAGUGACUCCUCAAUUAAUUUUGAUUGUGUUUUUACCCAUCAUUUGUGGUCUUCCUCGCUUUUUGAAUCAGCUUCGCAAUUUCUGCAUAAAUGUUUGAAGAUUGAUGCCUCACUUGCAGUCCGUUUCAUUCAACCCUUAUACGCAAAAUUGAUCUCUCAAUACAAAGAUUCCCAUUCUUUAACUGAGGCUACUGUUCGUGUCACCAACGUUCUUAAGGAAAUUGUUUGUCUCAACCCUGCUACAUUUCAAAAAGUGAGUUCUGCUUACAUUGGUCAAAUCACGGCACACCUACAACGCUGUAUGAAGAAACCUUCGGAUAUAACCUCAUUGAAGCUGCUUUACAAUUGGCAAUUCGUAAUGACUUUAGAUCUUUGGGUUGAGUUUGUGGGCCAUGCAUGGACGAAAUUAGGGAAGCCUGUUGCGAACAAGGUGAUGCCAUCCCUUAUCGAUACUGUACUCACAACCAUUUCCCUCCUCCCUUCCGAAAACUACUACCCUUUGCGUUUAAAACUUCUCGCCUCCCUCAUUCAAUUGUGCCAGACAACAGGAGUAUUUGUACCGUUAAGUUCAGUUAUUUUGCAGAUGAUCCCUAGCCUACUGCAACCACAUUCCGUGAUGGAAAACGAACCCGUCGACUUAUCAACUGUACUUCACCUCACAAAGGACGAAUUAAACAAAUCGAACUAUCGGACUGCACUGCGGACGCAAGCCCUGUAUCUUUUGGCCAAGUACUUUGCCAUCUACUCCACGUCAAUUGCUUUCCCCGAAUUGGCAACUCCAGUCAUUAUUCAGUUGCGCAAGCUCUUGACACAAAUUCGUCAUGAAAAGAAAACGGCACAAAUAUUGAGCAAGCUAGAAGAGCAUUUCAGCUAUAUUGAGAUGAAAAGAGCUGACAUUGAGUUUAAUCCUCGGAACCUGACAGCCAUCGACAAAUUUGAAUCUUCAUUGGAUCCACAAUCCACUCCUUUGGGUGUCUUUUUACGUUCAUAG